Messenger RNA from Naegleria gruberi, 1482 nucleotides. RefSeq lists its product as uncharacterized. The coding region runs from base 1 to 1482 and encodes 493 amino acids. Lineage: Eukaryota; Heterolobosea; Eutetramitea; Acrasida; Naegleriidae. The transcript has a single exon. The record is from RefSeq and is a predicted model, not a curated record.
AUGUUUAUCAAGUGGAAUAAUCGGAGGGAUGAAGUUCUUACACAGGCUUUUUGUACAGAUUAUCGAGAAAUGAGUGAAUUUCACAUUCCGAUAGAGUUUCAUAACGAUAGAAUGAUAUUAAGGAAGCAAUUAACUAGCUUAUCAAGCGAUGGAGAUAGUUCUACCAAUAGAUCUCUAUUACAGGCUAUUCAGUUAUAUUCCUCAACAGAUUGUUUAUUGGAUAAUGAUGAAUUUAUGCUUAAUAGUGUUUCAUUUGAUGGAAAAGCACUUGCAUAUGGUUCCAAGAGAAUUCGCGAGAAUUAUAUGAUUUGCAAGGCUGCAUUAGAGAAUAAUUUGACAGAUUACGAUGUUGCUUUGAAUAAGGAUGCUCUGAAACUCUUUCACAGAGGUCGUUUAGAAUUUCAAGACUUUAAUGGAAAGAAUGAAGAUGAAAGUGUGGAAAUUAUCAAACAAGCCAUUGAUAUGAGGAAGGAAAUUCAGUUUAAUUGGCUUCCCGAUAGUGUACUGUAUAGUAAGAAGUGUGCUCUGUUACUGGUUUCAAAUUUUGAUUGUUUGCAUUAUUUUCCAAAACAAUUUAAAGACGAUAUUGAGAUUGUCCGUGCUUCCAUGAUCAAAUUACCAAGUUUAAUCCAUGUUUCUGAAAGAAUAAGAAACAACAAACAAAUGGUGAUGGAGCUACUCGAUUUAAUUCAACCAUGUCAUCCAGAUGGGAUUAACUUCUUGAAAUAUGUUUCAGAAGAAUUCAAAAAUGAUAGAGAAUUAGUGAGCAAAGCAAUCAAUAGAUGUGCCUUAGAAGUGUGCCAUGCCUCCAAGGAAUUUCAGUCCAAUCAUGAUAUGAAUAUUGAAGCACUUGAAGCUGCUAGUAAGUAUUACAAGCAAGAUUCCUGGCCUUGCUUUGUGUUUUACAAUAGGCUUGCAACAAUUCAGAGUUUAGUUCUUAACAAUAAGAAAUUAUUGAUGAAAGCUUUGGAGAGCUCUUGUAUAAUAUAUGAAUUUGCUUGUACGGAUUUAAGAAAUGAUCCUGAUAUGAUUGAAAUGGCGUCUAGACAUGCGAAUAAGAGUUUUAUAGAGUUUAUUCCAAGUCAGAAUCCAAUUAGAAAAGAUAGAGAUUUUAUUAAGAAAAUGCUCAAACAGAAUGGAACCAGUAUUCAGUAUUUUAAUUAUUCGGUGAGAUCUGAUCCAGAACUUUGUAUAAUAGCUGUCAAACAAAAUGGUCUAGCUCUAAGAUAUGUUAAUUCACCAACUUUAGAAAUGAGAAUUGAAGCGGUCAAGCAAAAUGGAUAUGCUCAAAAUAACCAUUACUUUCAAGAAUUGUAUCAAAUCAGAAUGGAACAUGAAUAUGGUGGGCAAUUGUAUCUUCCAAAACAUUUAAUAGCUUGUGCUGAGUUUCCUGUACAAUAUUUAUCUGUUAUGAGAGAAAAAUCAACGAGAGGUUAUAUUCCAAUGAAAGAAUGGGAAAAUACUUUUCUUAAUAAAAAUUAA